AUAGUAACUGUGUGAACUCUCGCGAUACUUGGUCAGUCCAAAGGUCUCCCCUAUGCUGAUGGUUGCCAGUCAAAACAGCGGAUUGAAAGUUGAAUUUGAAGACAUGAAGGUGUUUCUCUGAAGGCAGCAGACCCUGGUGAUGAUGGUGAUGAUGGUGAAAGGCAGUUGAGGAGGAGGAUGAAGAUGAGGAAGAUGAAGCUGAAGGUGAACCAGAAACAUCUGCAGCUUCUGUCCAAAGAUGAAACAUGUGGACACGUCCAGAAAGAAGGAACGCUCAGAGUGGGACGGGAGGUGAAAGGACGGACAGAUCUGAAUGAGCGUUUCUGUCGGCUCAGAGGGAACAUGCUCUUCGUCCUCAAGGAAGAGGGUGGUAAACCUGAGGAGGUGUUGGUAUUGGAGAGAAGUGAGGUGAUGAAGCUUCCUGGUGACGACACACGACUGGCUGUUACCUUUGAGAGCGGGGAUCCUCCUGUCUUCCUUCAGUGCAGAAGUCCUUCAGAGUGCGCCGCCUGGCUUUUCAUCCUGAAAAACGCAAACACCGAUUCUCUGAGGGGACGCAUCACACACCUGCGCACGCUCAUUAACACACACUCACAACCACAGCACUCACACGUGACUUCACACAGCCUUGGAGAUGCUGGAGCUUCAGGUGGAGCCAAAUCUGUGGCUAAAGUGUCCCCACUGCACCUGACACUCUGUGUUGUUGGCGGAACAGGAAGAGUCCAGGUCCAGGUGUGUGUGAUCGACACACACAUGCACAGUGUCAGGAAGCAGUGCUGCUGCAGGACGGAGGAGACGGAUGAGGGUGUGUUUCUAACCUCCGUGUGUUUCCGUGGUGACUAUCCUCUCUACCAUCACAGCCGGAUUAGAGUCACCGUUCACCACGAGGAGGAGCCACUGACACACACCGCAAGGAGCUUCCUGGGUUUCACCUCCUUCUCCAUCAGAGAUCUGCUCAAAUCCAAGGAGCCCCACAUCUCCCUCAGCCUCAGGACGAUGGAUGGAGUGAACGAGGUGGGGGAGGUGAAGGUGUCCUGUAUGCAGAUGGAGGGAGAGAAUGGAGAUCAAACUCCUCCUGAACACAAGUGUUCUGAGCUGUGCGACAGCCUCCACAGCUCCGUACACGACAAAGACAACAGCCCGACAAUGAGAGCCGUGCUGUGUGCUCAGGUGUGUAAGGUGUACAGGUUUCAGACGGAGGAUCAAAGAUGGCUGCUGGUCCGGGAACAGAUGUCUGAGACGCCGCUCUCUUUCUCUAUACCCAAGCAGCUACUGAGCGCGCUCAUACAGGAGCACACGAGCAGGGUCCAGGAAGUGAAGGAGCUCGGUGACCUCUCACCUCACUGGGACGGGCUCCGCCAUGAUGUGAUCAACCACUGUAACCACCUGAUUGGCUGUUAUCAGGAAACUCUCAGCGAGCUCGACAAACUCUCAGUUUCCUCCAGUUUCAAGUCGAGCAGCAGUAAAUCAGAGAAACACCUUCAGUUCGUUUCAACCAACCUGCACUCACAGAGGAUGGAGGUGACGGGUCCAGACAGCACAGGUGUUUGGUAUGAAGUCAUCACGUUCGGUGCUCCUGCCGACCACCACCAGUCCUUCAAACAUGGAGGUCUGAAGAAGCUUCUCAGCAAACACACAACCAGCACAGACAGCUCCGUCUCUUACUCUGAGGAUGAGAGCUCCAGAGCGAGGGACCUUCUGGCCAGCGUGGCCCAGCUGCAGCCUCUGGUCUUCGGGCUGGCCGAGGAGCUUCUCGCCGUGUCACAGGAGCAGAACGCCACCCGGCUGCAGCAGGUCCUGGACUGUCUGAUUCAGCAGACGGAGGUGUUUGUUCACGCUCUGAAAGACGAGCUGGUGAAAAGCGCCCUGUUAGUGAUACACAGCCAGUGUGCGGCGAACAGAAGCCACGUCCACAGCAACGGGCUGCUCUGUGACAACAGGUCAGACAGUCAGGAUGGAGAGACACCGCCAGGACACCAGGACAGCAUCCGGCAGGACGCAGAGUAUGACGAGGAAGAAUGGGACAUGGCGUGGGCGAAUGUUGCCAAGAGCCUCAACUGCAUCAUUGCCAUGUCGGACCGACUGCAGGGUCGGGAGGACCGACCACAGGACCAGACGCCAUCAGAGCAGCAAGAGGCCGCAGCAGGGGACACACACUCUCAGAACACCGUCUCCUCCUCCCUGUCUGCUGUGUCCUCCUGGCAGGAGCAGUUGCUCCCCCUCGUGGUCACUCUCAGGGAUUGCGUGCGGGAGGCGGUUUGCAAGGCGCGAGCUGCAAUGACUUUUGUGGUCCUGCAGGGGGCGGUGGCCUCCUCUGUCCAUCAGGGACCCCCACACAUCGUCCAGAGACGCCAUGCGGUCUUCAGUCAGACGCUCUCAGCGGUGGUGUGUGGCUUCAUGUUGAAGCUCUACGGCAACCUGGAGGAUCCAGAGUUCCUGCAGCAGCUGCUCUCUGUCGGAGUCCUGGUUCAGUUUGAAAGCCUGCUCAGCACCUACGGUGAUGAGGUGGGGAUGCUGGAGGACAUGGAGGUGGGCGUGGCGGACGUCGGCGGUGUUGCGUUCACUGUCACUGAGGCUAGAACAGAACAGCUGGACGAUCUGCUGCCGACACUGAGUGGAUCAUGGUAA
Molecule: messenger RNA, 2628 nt
Organism: Notolabrus celidotus (New Zealand spotty)
Lineage: Eukaryota; Metazoa; Chordata; Actinopteri; Labriformes; Labridae
Product: type II inositol 3,4-bisphosphate 4-phosphatase-like
Exons: 21
Coding region: 178-2628 (816 amino acids)
Cellular component (GO): cytoplasm
Molecular function (GO): phosphatidylinositol-3,4-bisphosphate 4-phosphatase activity
Source: RefSeq, a predicted model, not a curated record